Thamnophis sirtalis is the source of this 647-nucleotide messenger RNA. NCBI's taxonomy places the organism in Eukaryota, Metazoa, Chordata, Lepidosauria, Squamata, Natricidae. The record is from RefSeq and is a predicted model, not a curated record.
GUUUUUUUUUUAAUUGCCUCUUCAAAAUCUUGGUGCAUCUUAUACUCAAAAAAAUACGGUAGUUCUAUCCAGAUCUACUUUUCUUAUCACUUAGCAGAAAAAGAUCCUGAUAUACAUAUGUAUGCCAAUGUAGUUCUUUUACAUUGGCUCAGUGAAUGGAUAAUUAUUCCUGCUGGCAUGUGAGAGUGAGUGGGUCUAACUCCAUCUUACCUCUCCAUGCAGGCAAGGGGAUUGGGUACACCUUCUCACUCCAAUGUUCCCUUGCAUUAGUUAUGUUUUUUUAACGGUUUCUUCCAGGGAGUUUGAAGAUGUAGAAAAUGCCGAAUUCCAGCUAGAUAUGUGGGAUUUUGAUGAGGUUGAACCUGUACGGCACAAACUGGAAGAACUGAGUGACCUUCGUGGCCUGAAAAGAAUUCUUAAAGACGCUAGGAAAAAUAAAGGACAGGAUGAUUUCCUGGGGAAUGUAGUCAUUCAUCUGCAGGUAAGGAAGGGAAUAGCAUGUUGCCAGAAUAAUGCUGGGACACACGGAUGGAUGGACACACGGAUGGACGGAUACACACACAAACCACCUUGAUCUUGAGCAGAUUAGUCUUUCUUUAGGUGUGGCCUAUCUUCUCCACUUAGACAGGAGCAUAAAUGCCAUUAAA